Molecule: messenger RNA, 1452 nt
Organism: Budorcas taxicolor (takin)
Lineage: Eukaryota; Metazoa; Chordata; Mammalia; Artiodactyla; Bovidae
Product: acidic mammalian chitinase-like
Exons: 11
Coding region: 1-1452 (483 amino acids)
Biological process (GO): carbohydrate metabolic process; chitin catabolic process
Cellular component (GO): extracellular region
Molecular function (GO): chitin binding; chitinase activity
Source: RefSeq, a predicted model, not a curated record
AUGGCAAAGCUUAUUCUCCUCACAGGCUUGGUUGUUCUGCUGCAGGUACAACUAGGUUCAGCCUACAAGCUAGUGUGCUACUUUACCAACUGGUCUCAGUAUCGACCAGAACCAGCCAAGUUCUUCCCCAAGGAUGUGGACCCAUGUCUGUGCACACAUCUGAUAUACGCUUUUGCCACCAUAAAUGACAACAAGAUUGCUCCCUAUGAAUGGAAUGACAUUGAUGUCCUGUAUCCUGAGUUCCAAGCCCUGAAAGAACACAACAAAGAUCUGGUCACUUUACUGGCAGUUGGUGGCUGGAACUUUGGCACUCAGAAAUUCACCACCAUGGUCUCCUCAGCUGCCAACCGAAAAAUCUUCAUCUGUUCUGUCAUUGACUUCCUUCGUCAACAUGAAUUUGAUGGCAUUGACUUGGAUAUUGAAUAUCCGGGGUCCAGGGGAAGCCCAGCUGAGGACAAACAGCGAUUUACCAUCCUGAUUAAGGAAAUGAUACAGGCUUUUGAAGAAGAGGCUGAAGAAACAGGAAAACCCAGACUGCUGAUCACAGCAGCUGUGUCGGCUGGCAAAGAGACCAUUGAUACAGGAUAUGAAAUUGCAGAGAUUGGAAAGCUUCUUGAUUUCAUAAGUGUGAUGACUUAUGACUUCCAUGGUGGCUGGGACCCAUGUACAGGACACAACAGUCCUCUGCACAUAGGAUCCAAGGAUCAAGGCAACAUGCGUUAUUUCAACUGUGAAUAUGCCAUGAAGUACUGGAGAGACAAUGGGGUCCCUUCAGAGAAGCUCAUCAUGGGGUUCCCCACCUAUGGGAGGACCUUCCGGCUCAGCACUUCUGACACCUCAGUCUGUGCCCCAGUCUCUGGAGCAGGGUCAUCUGGUCCUUACACACUUGAGGCUGGCUUCUGGGCUUACUAUGAGAUCUGCACAUUCCUAAGUGAAGCCACAAAUGCCUGGAUUGAAGACCAAAAAGUUCCAUAUGCUUAUAAAGACACUGAGUGGGUUGGCUAUGACAAUAUUAAGAGCUACAAAUAUAAGGUUGACUUUCUUAAGGAGAACAAUUUUGGUGGGGCCAUGGUUUGGGCCAUCGACCUGGAUGACUUCUUAGGCUCCUUCUGCAAUGAGGGCAAAUAUCCACUCAUACGCAAGCUGCAGUCACUGCUGGGCCUGUCCUCAGAAUGCACUCCAUCAGCCACCAAGACUUGGUAUCAUCAACAAGUGAUACCCAGAAGUGAAGGUUUCUGUGCCAAUAUUGGUGGAGACAGCGGCAGUGGUGGAGAAGGUGGCAGUGAAGGAGAUGAAGGUUUCUGCACUGGAAAAGCAGAUGGCAUUUAUAGCGAUCCUGAAGACAACACCAAGUUCUACCAGUGCGCAGGAGGCAGGACCUUCUACUUCCAGUGUAACCAAGGUCUGGUGUUUGACCAAACCUGCACAUGUUGUAACUGGCCUUCAAUUUAA